CCCUGAAUUACUGAUACAUUUUAAACCAGCUAUAUAUAUUGCAAGUAAACAUAUAGAUAGUGUUCAGAAGCUUAUUCUCAACCCUGAUAUGGAGUUUGUGGAUAACAGAAAACUACAGUUACAACAACAACAACUGCAACAACAGCCGCAACCGCAGGAGCAACAUUUUCAUGUGUUGGCAGUGGACGACAGUGUCAUAGAUAGGAAGCUUUUGGAGAGGCUCCUAAGAGGUUCUUCAUGCAAAGUCACCUGCGUGGACUCCGGAGACAAGGCUUUGAAAUAUCUCGGGUUGGUUGAUGACCUUCAUGAUACUACUUCUUCAACCUCUUUAGAAUCAUCAUCUCCUCCUCCACCUCAACCGUUGCAGCAAGAGGGAAUCAAAGUGAAUUUGAUCAUGACAGACUAUUGCAUGCCUGGGAUGAGUGGCUAUGAUUUACUCAAACGAGUCAAGGGAUCUUCUUGGAAAGAUGUUCCCGUCGUGAUUAUGUCAUCAGAAAAUGUACCUUCCAGAAUCAGCAUGUGCUUGGAAGGAGGGGCAGAAGAGUUUCUGCUGAAGCCUCUUCAGUUAUCAGAUUUGGACAAGCUUCAGUCAUACUUUCUGAAAUCCCUUGAAAACUCUUGUGAAAAAGAAUCUGCUAACAGUUGCAUAGACUCGGAGAAUGAGAAUGUCAUCAUUAACAUUAGUAACCAUAACAGUAACAGUAUUAGCAAAAGGAAGGCCAUAUCUCCGGACUCUCAUCAGGAGAGAUCAAGACCCAAAAUGAAGGAGUUGGCUGUGGUGUAAGAAAACAACACUACAGAGAGUGUUUGGUGCAUACCUGAUAUAGUUUAUGACUAUGAUUCUAAUUAUGGCUAUCUCCUCAAAUCUAAGCUUAAUGAAUUCCCAGUGAGUGUUAAUG
Molecule: messenger RNA, 899 nt
Organism: Vigna umbellata (rice bean)
Lineage: Eukaryota; Viridiplantae; Streptophyta; Magnoliopsida; Fabales; Fabaceae
Product: two-component response regulator ARR17-like
Biological process (GO): cytokinin-activated signaling pathway; phosphorelay signal transduction system
Source: RefSeq, a predicted model, not a curated record